Balaenoptera acutorostrata (minke whale) is the source of this 4055-nucleotide messenger RNA. It is a transcript of the gene STIM2, whose product is annotated as stromal interaction molecule 2. The transcript has 12 exons. NCBI's taxonomy places the organism in Eukaryota, Metazoa, Chordata, Mammalia, Artiodactyla, Balaenopteridae. The record is from RefSeq and is a predicted model, not a curated record. Gene Ontology annotation, molecular function: protein binding; calcium channel regulator activity; calcium ion binding. Gene Ontology annotation, biological process: store-operated calcium entry; activation of store-operated calcium channel activity; intracellular calcium ion homeostasis. Bases 231 to 2726 code for a protein of 831 amino acids. Gene Ontology annotation, cellular component: plasma membrane; endoplasmic reticulum.
GGGGAGGAGGCGUCCGGGCCGAGCGUGGUACUACGACGGGCGCGGGCCGGAGGGGGCGGGGGGAUGCGCCGCGGCGGCGGCGGCGCGGGCGCUGGGACUGGUGUUUGGAGGCGCCAGAGCAGCGGAUCCCAGUCUUGCUGCCGCAGCAGCGCGAGUGUCGCGCGCGGCCUGAAGACGACGUACCUUUUUGCUCCUCACCUUUUUUUUUUUUUUUUAAAUAACCGAAACCAAUGAACGCAGCCGGGACCCGAGCUCCAGAGGCCGCCGGUGCCGACGGGACCAGGCUGGAGCCCGACAGGAGCUCGCGUCUGAGGCGGCGGGGGUGGCCCGAGGAGUCGCAGGAGGCGGCCGCGCCUCGCGAAGCGGGCGAGUGGCUGGCGGCCGGGGCGCCGCCGCGCUUUCCCCCCGCUCCUCCUCCGCGUCCUCAUCCCGCCACGACGCCCGGCCCGGCCUCGGGCUGGCUGCGGCGGCGGCGCUGGGCUGCGCUGCUGGUCCUCGGGCUGCUGGUGGCAGGCGCGGCGGACGGAUGCGAGCUGGUGCCCAGGCACCUCCGCGGACGGCGGGCGGCGGGCUCUGCCGCGGCGGCCGCCUCCUCUCCCGCCGUGGCGGGGGGCGACAGCCCGGCGCUCAUGACAGAUCCCUGCAUGUCACUGAGUCCACCAUGCUUCACAGAAGAAGAUAGAUUUAGUCUGGAAGCUCUUCAAACAAUACAUAAACAAAUGGAUGAUGACAAAGAUGGUGGAAUUGAAGUAGAUGAAAGUGAUGAAUUUAUCAGAGAAGAUAUGAAAUAUAAAGAUGCUACUAAUAAACACAGCCAUCUGCACAGAGAAGACAAGCAUAUAACUGUUGAGGAUUUAUGGAAACGAUGGAAAACAUCAGAAGUUCAUAAUUGGACCCUUGAGGACACGCUUCAGUGGUUGAUAGAAUUUGUUGAACUACCCCAAUAUGAGAAGAAUUUUAGAGACAAUAAUGUCAAAGGAACAACGCUUCCCAGGAUAGCAGUGCAUGAACCUUCAUUUAUGAUCUCUCAGUUGAAAAUCAGUGAUCGGAGUCACAGACAGAAACUUCAGCUCAAGGCGCUGGAUGUGGUUUUGUUCGGACCUCUAACGCGCCCUCCUCAUAACUGGAUGAAGGAUUUUAUCCUCACAGUUUCUAUAGUAAUUGGUGUUGGCGGGUGCUGGUUUGCUUACACGCAGAAUAGGACAUCAAAAGAACAUGUUGCAAAAAUGAUGAAAGACUUAGAGAGUCUACAAACUGCAGAGCAAAGUCUCAUGGACUUACAAGAGAGGCUUGAAAAGGCACAGGAAGAAAACAGAAAUGUUGCUGUAGAAAAGCAAAAUCUAGAGCGCAAAAUGAUGGAUGAAAUCAAUUACGCAAAGGAAGAGGCUUGUCGGCUGAGAGAGCUAAGGGAGGGAGCUGAAUGUGAAUUGAGUAGACGUCAGUAUGCAGAGCAGGAAUUGGAACAGGUUCGAAUGGCUCUAAAAAAGGCUGAAAAAGAAUUUGAACUCAGAAGCAGCUGGUCUGUUCCAGAUGCACUUCAAAAAUGGCUUCAGCUGACGCAUGAAGUAGAAGUACAGUACUACAAUAUUAAAAGACAGAAUGCUGAAAUGCAGUUAGCUAUUGCUAAGGAUGAGGCAGAGAAAAUUAAAAAGAAGAGAAGCACAGUCUUUGGGACUCUGCAUGUUGCACAUAGCUCCUCCCUAGAUGAGGUAGACCACAAAAUUCUGGAAGCAAAGAAAGCUCUCUCUGAGUUGACAACUUGUUUACGAGAACGACUUUUUCGCUGGCAACAGAUAGAGAAGAUCUGUGGCUUUCAGAUAGCCCAUAACUCGGGACUCCCCAGCCUCACCUCUUCCCUUUAUUCUGAUCACAGCUGGGUGGUGAUGCCCAGAGUCUCCAUUCCACCCUAUCCCAUUGCUGGAGGAGUUGAUGAUUUAGAUGAAGAUACACCCCCAAUAGUGUCACAGUUUCCCGGGACCAUGGCUAAACCUGCUGGAUCACUGGCCAGAAGCAGCAGCUUGUGUCGCUCCCGCCGCAGCAUCGUUCAGUCCUCGCCUCAGUCUCAGCGAGCUCAGCUUCCUGCACAUGCUCCGCACCCGUCACACCCCCGGCAUCCCCACCAUCCCCAGCACACACAGCACUCCUUGCCUUCCCCUGAUCCAGAUAUCCUCUCAGUGUCAAGUUGUCCUGCUCUAUAUCGAAAUGAAGAGGAGGAGGAGGCCAUUUACUUCUCUGCUGAAAAGCAAUGGGAAGUGCCAGACACAGCUUCAGAAUGUGACUCCUUAAAUUCUUCCAUUGGAAGGAAACAAUCUCCUCCUUCAAGCCUUGAGAUAUACCAAACAUUGUCUCCUCGAAAAAUAUCAAGAGAUGAGCUCUCUCUGGAGGAUUCAUCCAGAGGAGAUUCGCCCAUAGCUGCAGAUAUCUCCCGGGGUUCUCCUGAUUGCGUAGGUCUGACAGAAACUAAGAGCAUGAUCUUCAGUCCUGCAAGCAAAGUGUACAAUGGCAUCUUGGAGAAAUCCUGUAGCAUGAACCAGCUUUCCAGUGGCAUCCCAGUACCUAAGCCUCGCCACACAUCAUGUUCCUCAGCUGGCAACGACAGCAAAGCAGUUCAGGAAGCCCCAGGUGUUGCCAGGAUAAGCAGCAUCCCACAUGACCUUUGCCAUAAUGGAGAGAAAAGCAAAAAGCCAUCAAAAAUUAAAAGCCUUUUUAAGAAGAAAUCUAAGUGAACUGGCUGACUUGGUGGAAUUCCAUUCAAGUGGCAUCUUUAAACUUUUAUCUCCCAUCCUUCACUCCUCUUUUUUUGUUUUAAUUUUAGGAAUGUAACUCCAUUGGGGCUUUCCAGAGUGGAUGCCAUAGUGGAAUGUCCUUAAGAGCAACUGUCUACUGUCUGCUUAUUUAAAUGACUAUAUAAUCAAUUUGUCAAGCCAGUUAUUACUGAAAAAUCAUUAAGAGAUGAGACAGUUUACAGUCAUUUUUGCCUAUUUAUUUCUGCUUUGUUAUUAGUGAUGUAUAUACAACAUUUUGUUGAGAGCCACUAUGGACUUACAAGCUUUAAUGGACUAGUAAGCCAGCAUGGGCUUGCAAAAAUUUCUUGUUUACCAGAGCAUCUUCUUAUCUUUCCACAGAGCUAUUUACAUCCUGGACUAAAAUAACUUAAAAGGAGUAAAACUAAUUGCACUACUGUUUCUCAGACUGGAAAAAUAUCUCUGCAAGUGAAACUGUAUAGAGUUUAUAAAAUGACUAUGGAUAGGGGACUGUUUUCACUUUUAGAUCAAAAUGGGUUUUUAAGUAGAACCUAGGGUUUCUAAUUAACUUGAUUUCUGGAAAUAAAAACCCACGCUUUUAUUAUGGGAAGCUUCUUUAAAUGCAUUUAACAUUAUAAAGUUUCAAGUCCUGCUGUAAAGACCAUGUUGUUUUGUUUUUCCCAGGGCUUUCACUGUGAUUUUCUGCAUUGCAGGCUGUAUGAUAAAAUAUAAAUAAUUUAAAGAGAGAAGGCUCUUGAUUCCUUACACAAAGUGGAAGAGUUAAAACUUGAUUGAAGGACUUACAACAUUCACAAGCAUAUACUAAACUGGGGGGAUGUGGGGAUUCAGGCACUUGUUUACAGACUCAAUAACUGCAAAGGAUUUAUGGUUUGUGAAAAACUUGUACUGUGGAAAAGAUAAUAAAUCGAAGACAUUAUUGUGUGGGACUGUGCUGAUUUUUAUUGAUAACACUCCACUAAGAACACUAUAUGUUUUUUGGAGAGCUGUGUAAGCUGUCUUCUUGCUUAACUGCAAUAUAAGAAAUAGUGAUGUUUUGGAAGUAAGUUGUCAACAAAUUUCUUUCUAUAUUGUUUGUCAUAUUUUUAUGUAGUUUGAAAUGUUUAAAUGUUCUAAUAUCAAGAUUAACAAAUAUAAAUUUAUGGUGCAUUUAGAUUGUAUUGUAUUAAUUUAUGAAGUUUGGGGUUUGUUAAACUGAUAGCUUAUUAUAAAGGUAACUUUUACUGUGAAGAUUGUCACAUGAGUAACAAAGUACAUUAACAUUUGGGGAGUUUCUGCUUAAACUGCUUCUUU